This is a messenger RNA of Mastomys coucha (southern multimammate mouse), 4829 nucleotides long. RefSeq names its product coiled-coil domain containing 9B (gene Ccdc9b). The coding region runs from base 134 to 1636 and encodes 500 amino acids. NCBI's taxonomy places the organism in Eukaryota, Metazoa, Chordata, Mammalia, Rodentia, Muridae. The transcript has 11 exons. The record is from RefSeq and is a predicted model, not a curated record.
AUGAUCUCUUGUGCUGAGCCGCAGAGCUGAAGCCGGCAGGGAGAGGCCGACAGGCCGGCUCCGGGGGCUCCAGCUUCCUCUAGCCCUGGCUCCCGGGAGCUGUUUUGGAAUUCUCUCAGCGCCUGGUAUUUCCAUGCAUUUGGCUGGGCCCCACAAAGCUGAGUCCACAAUGCGCAGGCAUGAGGAAAAAGAUGCGGAGCUGGACCGCAGGAUAGUUGCCCUGCGCAAGAAGAACCAGGCCCUAUUACGAAGGUACCAGGAGAUCGAGGAAGAUCGUAGGCAGGCGGAACAGGGGGGCAUGGCUGUGACCACCCCAGGGCUCCUCCAACCCGACAGCCUCACGGUCACCAUCAGCCAGGUUCCCGGUGAGAAGAGGGUGGUCAGCAGAAACUGGACCAGGGCGCCCCUUUCACCUGGAGCGACUACCACACUGACAGAUGACGAAGAUGUUGCAGACUCCCGGGGUACUUUCAGCAUGGGGGACCGGGUGGAACUUGCUGUCACCAUGGAAAACAAAGCCAAGGCCAAACGGAUAGUAAGUGAGAAACCCAUGACCCAAGCAAGGAGCCCAAGGGCAAAGGGGACAUCUGGAGGAGGCCGGGGCAGGAGUUCUCCCUUGCAGAUGACUUCCAGCUCAGAUUCAGCAGGGAAGGGUGUUCUGGAGCCCCGGAGUCCAGGCGUGGUCCCAGGUUCACUUCCCCAACAGCCCUUGGGGCUGUCCCCUGAGGCCAGCUGGGACUACACGCAGUGGAAACAAGAGAGAGAGCAGAUUGACCUGGCCCGCCUUGCCCGGCACAGAAACCCACAGGGUGACUGGAGCCGCCCGUGGGACCUGAACAAAGCCAAGCCCAUGCCACAGAACUGCAACACGCCUAGGGACAAGGACCUGGCCAUGGGCAGCAGAAAGGGUCCUAGAACCUACCAGAAGCCUCAGCACCCACCGUCAUCCCUGAAUAGAAAAUGUCAGGGUGGACAAUCUGGAAGACCCUCAGUGACAUCCACCAUAGGCAGCAAAGCCCAGGGGAAGGAGAGGCUAACUGGCAGGGCCCGAAGAUAUGACAUGAAAGAAGAUGACGAGCUGCAGAGCCUGGAGGGAGGCCAGAGCACCACGAAGACUUCCACUGCAGAGGAAGAAUGCGUACAGAAGCAGAAUGAAAGGGAGCCAGACAGACAAGAGACCAUACCUGCAACCAGCCCAACUCCAGCCUCCUCAGAGGGGCUAAAAGGAGAGUCGGGAACCUCUACAGUCAGUUUGGUCCCAGACUCUCCACAACAUUCUGACUUGGCUCCCCUUGACCUCUCUGUGGGAGGAGCUAGCAGCCCCAAGCCUGAAAAAUGUACAUGUGUACUCAGUCCAAAGGCUGGGGCUCAGGAAAGUCCAGUGUCGUGGCCAAAUGGUUCUGAGCAGCAGACCCUGGGGUGCAACGACCACCAGUCUGGGCUGGAAGUCCACAGUUGCACUGAGUCACAGAGAGAAGCACCGACCCCAGAGCCCAAAGAGGACAGGGUUGGGAAGGCUGGGGCCCAGCAGAACCUGACACCAAGAAGCAGGCCCCCCAGAGGAACUGGCCCAAGGGCAAGAGGCACAAGUAAAAGAAGCAGGCCAGGAGGUCCUGGCCCUGCAGGAAGAUGCUGAGUGAAGCUCAGCGGAGUCGGGGAGCUAGGCUGUGGAGGGGAGAACUCAGUCAAGAGUCUUCUGUGUGGUGGGAGUUAUGGCUGCUGGUGAGAGUCUGGGGCCUUUCUGGUUGAGCAAUGUGGUGAAAUUCUGCAGGGACACCAUGUGAGGGCCUCUUAUGCAUACCUCUCUACACUAGUGGGUUUUUACAUGUAGGCAAGGCUCUUGGUGUAUUUGCCAGGCUGGGAUCUCUUAUUCAAGGCAAGUAUCCCUGGCCUGGGCUUACUGUUACGUAGGCCAUAGGCCUUUCCUACCAAGCUAGAUUUGGUAGGAAUACAUGGGUCUCCUGGCUCCUUGUAGUUCGUCAUUGCCAGGUCUCCCUCUCCAGUCACAAGCCUUCAGGCUCCUCAGCUCGAGGUAAUUUCAAAGCUAGUGUGGCCAGCCUAACCCCUUUCUGAUAACCAUGCCUUUCAUCCAGGUGACUCACAGUCCUGGUCUUCUAAGAUGGCCAACCUGAGAUUUCAAUAGUCACUUGAGGCCUAGAGAAAGUGGUUUGCGGCUCAUGGCUGACAGGAACACAAUUGGGAGUGGAAAAGUAAAACCCAAAGUUUCUUGGGAAAAAGGAAGCAUGGGGGGGGAGGGGGCUCUUUGAACGGGGCUAGGAUUCCCUUUUUGCCACGGGAGAAUGAGAGAGCUCACUAGCAGGUGCUGAGCCUCCCUCCUCCAUAUCCAGAUCAGACAUCAGGGGUGCCCUGAAUAGACCUUGCAGUCCACGGCCAUUUCCUGCCCUCUCUUCCUUCUCCACUUCUCCUCACCAAGGCCAUGCAAAAGCAAGCACACAGUCAGAGGAAUAGCAACCUCAGCUAAGUGCACGACAUCAGGAUGUGUCUUUCCAACUCCAUCCAGGGCCCCCCCAUGAGGCCCACGUCUGGUGAAUUAUCCAGACUCUGCACAAGCUGUGGCUUCCUUUCGAUACAACAAACAUUUCCUGAGCAUCCUCUCCCAGUAAUCCAGCCAGUGGGCGAGGGUGACUCUGCCAGCAGGAGGGAGGGAAGAAACUCAGUCAUCCUGACAGCUCAAGGCUGAAUGGCAAGUGCUGUUCUCAUCUGUAGAAGCCUUGCCGCCCUGGGUACGAUGAGGUAGGCGCCUGAAGAGACCCACCCUGCUGCCUCUGCUCCCCUCUUUUGAUAUGGCAUGUGACCUUUGCUCCCAAGCCCUUAUCUUGUUGGCACCAUGCAUCCCCUUCCUCCCCUCCUCUCUACAAGGGUGAGUCUCCUAUAACCACUCUGAAGCUCUAGGGAAAAUCAUGUCAGUUCAUCUUUCCACGUGAGGCCUCCAACUUGGGUGCCUGCCUUGUUCUUCCUUCCUGCCUCUUGGUUCCAUCUCUAUUCCCUCUACUCAGGCAGGGGUGACUCUUCAUCAGGUCACACUGGUUAGACCUUUCUUGUGUGACUGUGUGGUGCAGGUUGAAUUCAGUGGGUCUGGGGAAAGGUCUGAACGUUUGCAUUUCUAAUAUGUCCCAGGUGAGGGAGACAGGGAUGCUCCUUUUUGGCCUCAAGAACCCUUUGAGGAGUCAGGUUCUGGACUCCAGCGUGUGAAGGGUCUAGGUUAGAGCAGAGUCUAGAUCUAAAGCAAGUUGCCAGCUCUGCAAGAACUAGGGGAAUUCUACCCUGCCAGGUGGAAGAGGCUCUUGGCUUUCGGAGGUGCCUGCAGAAGAUUCCUCAGGCAGUGCAUAGUGAAGUCAACUCUUUAGUGCUGACAAAAGGAAGCUGAUCAGGAUGUGACAGGAUGAAAGGGGGUGGAAGAGUCAGUGCAGUAAGUCCAGAAAGGGAAAUAUGCAUUCCUAUACAUACAAGACAUGCCUGGGCCAGAGUAAAGAAUCCAAAUUCAUGUUUUCAUUUUGCCUUCCAGUCUCAAGUAUGUGUCACCCUUUGGAGUGUGACACAGGCCCUGGAGCUCAUGACUCCUAAAGAUGGGAUUGGAACGCAGCAGGUUCAGUCAGAGAGAGCUCUUGAAUCCAGAUGUUGCAAAGAAAUGGCUGUGUUCAAGAAUCUGAAUUCUUGGCUGGGGGGCGUAGGUUGGUAGAGUCCACACUCAGCACGUGUGAACCCAUAGGCUCAAUCUCUAGGACUCCCCCCAAGACAGACAGACAGGUAGACUGACAGAGGAGAUUAGAAGAGGAGAGAGGAAGAGAAGAGGAAAGGAGGGAGUUGGGAAGAGGGAGGGAGAGGGAAAAGAGAAAAUUCACAGUUUGCCUCCCACCUGAUGCUACCAACUGUGCAAUCCCAUCCAUCCAACAACAUAGGGCCAGGCACAUUUGACCACAGGCUGAGGAUGUAAAAAUCUGGCAGGGUUUUGGUUCAGUAUUUACAAAUGAACCUAAGCAGGAGAAGGAGCUGGCAAAGAGGACUGAGAGGACCUGGGGCAACCGCCUUUAGGGUAUAAGCAAAGCUGUGCUGGGGAUUGGUGAGAACAGAAGCCCACACAGGACAUCUUCAUUACAGAAGGCUGCAGUGCCUGCAACAGCAGCAAGCUUUUCCUGACAAAGGGGAGCUCUUCUCCAGGAUGAGACACAGGUGACACCUCCCAGUUCUCUGUGCAGGUUGUACCACCCUGUCCUGUCAGAGUCAACUCUGGAGCAGAAGAAACCCAGGUCAGCCAUUCCUCUCCAGGCCUCCAAGGGCCAGCCAUGACUCUUCAUGGUUGCUUUGUUGAAAGGUCUGACCCGGAGUUUUCCCUUAGGAGAGACCCUCUUCCCUCCAACAAGUAGACAAAACUAAACUACUCUUUAAAAGUGAGAUUCUUCAUUAAACACAGCGCUGGGGAACCAGAUGCAGGGCUGGAAGGAGCCAAGCAAGGAGGAAUGGCAGGGAGAGAACACCUGGAGGGGGGGCGAGUGAGGGGAUGGGGGAGAUGGAGAGCAUCCUGUCAGACAGGUGCCUACAAAGUUUAGUUCCCAGGCACCAGGUAGAGCAAAGCUCACCUUGGAGUCUGAGAGAAUAAACGGGAACCCUGCACCUCCCAUCUACCUUGCUCAACGUUAACCUCUAAAAGCCUCAGUUCCCUUACCUGCAGAAGGUGGUGUGCUAUACUGACCUUGAAGGGUUGCUGAGAACACUAGAGUGUGCGAAACAUGCCUACACUCAGUAGACACUCUGGGAACAGUAGCCUGCUGCUCCUAAAAUAUGCUGAAUAAAUGAAGUGGGCGUUGAUA